CCUGUACCCACAGCAGCGACAAUUGCCAACACGGGGAUAUUGAGAACUGGGAAAAGCAGUCCCUGCUCAGUUUUCCACAGGAUUAGCAAAAUUCUCAAGAGGCACAUUAAUCUGCCAGCGUUGUCAGGAGUGAUCAGCGAGUUUUAUUAAAAGCCCUGGGAUUGCCUCAAAGGCCUCCUUGUCUGAGUCUGAAAUGAAAGCGGCGUGGUAAGACCUCAGGAAACGUUGUGAGGAUCCCUGGCCCUGCCCUUUGGGCUAUGAGCUGACACUCCAGGAGCAGGUGGGAGGCCCUCCUUGGUAGACAGGAUUUCACCAGUGGAUGGAAGCAAGUUGUGUCUUGUCAGCAUGAAGCCUCUGUGCCAGGAUGGGCUGCCCAUCCUGCUGCUCUCGCUGCUUCUGGGCUGGGCCAGCCCCACCUUCGUCAGUGUCAAUCAUGGCCUGAGAGUGAUGAAGGGCAGCUCCACCUUCCUGUCAGCAGAUGACCUGAAGUUUGCUGUCCCCAAGGAGAAGGACGCCUGCAAAGUGGAAGUGGUGAUGAAUGAGCCAAUAACGCAGCGGGUGGGGAAACUCACUCCACAGAUCUUUGACUGUCACUUCCUUCCCAACGAAGUGAAGUAUACUCACAAUGGCUGCCCACUGCUUGAUGAGGACACGGUGAAGCUUAGACUGUACAGAUUUACUGAAACAGACACGUUCACGGAAACCUUUGUCCUGCGAGUCUAUCUCUUGGAACCAGAUUGUAACAUCAUCCGUAGGAGUGACAAUGUGCUGCAAGUGUCUGAGUUCUACAGCUUGUCCCAAGCGAUUGAUAAGAACCUGCUCAGGUUUGAAUAUGACAGGAUGGCUAACCUGGAAUGCACCAUCAGUCUGGACCCUGUGAGGACCCAGCUGCCAGCCUGGGGCCAGAUGGUUCUGGUGGAAUCUCGGCCAAAAGAACCCCGGGGAGAUCAGCCACACAGUUUUUUCCCUGAGUCCAGUUUGGAGACAGAACUGAAGUGUCCUGGUGGCCGCUGUGCCCUGGAGUUGAAGAAGAUAGGAAGUCUCAGAGUGAGCUGUGAGGAGUUCCUGCUCAUGGGGCUCCGUUAUCAGCAUCUGGCUCCCCCUUCACCCAACGUUGACUACAUCUCCAUCCAGCUGGACCUCACAGACAGCAGGAGUAACAUCGUGUAUAAGUCAGAGAGUGCGUGGUUACCUGUCUACAUCAGAGCUGGCUUCCCAAAUCAGAUUCCAAGGGCUGCAUUCAUGGCCACAUUUAUUCUGGAAGUGGAUCAAUUCAUCCUGACCUCUUUGACUACGUCAGUCCUGGACUGUGAAGAGGAUGAGACCCCUAAACCCCUGCUCGUGUUCAACAUUACUAAAGCCCCACUCCAGGGCUAUGUGACUCACCUAUUGGACCACACCAGACCUAUCUCCUCAUUCACCUGGCAAGACCUCAGUGACAUGCAGAUUGCCUACCAGCCACCCAACAGCAGCCACCCUGAGAGGAGACAGUAUGAGGUGGAACUGGAGGUCUACGACUUCUUCUUUGAGAGGAGCACACCUAUCACAGUCCACAUCUCCAUCAGAACCACGGACACAAAUGGCCCCCGAGUAUCCUGGAACACAGGACUGAAUCUGCUGGAGGGUCAGUCACGAGCCAUCACUUGGGAACAAUUUCAGAUUGUUGACAAUGAUGACAUUAACGCUGUCUGCUUAGUUACUGUCGAUGGUCUACAACAUGGACGGCUUACAUUAAGAGGGGGAAAAGCAUUUCUCUUUACUGUGGCUGACCUGCAGGCUGGAGUUGUUCGCUAUCAUCAUGAUGACAGUGACUCCACCAAAGACUUCGUGGUCUUCAGGAUAUUCGAUGGCUCUCACAGCAUCCGUCACAAGUUUCCCAUCAACAUCUUGCCCAAAGAUGAUAGUCCACCAUUCCUCAUAACCAAUGUGGUGAUUGAACUGGAAGAGGGGCAGGCCAUCCUAUUACAGGGUUCCCUACUGAGAGCUUCAGAUAUGGACUCCAGUGAUGACUACAUCUUCUUUAACAUCACAACACCCCCCCAGGCUGGUGAGAUCAUGAAGAAGCCAGGACCAGGACUGAUAGGAUAUCCUGUCCCUGGCUUCCUUCAGAGAGAUCUCUUCAAUGGAAUUAUUUACUAUCGUCAUUUUGGUGAAGAAAUCUUUGAAGAUUAUUUUGAGUUUGUCCUGUGGGACAGUCAUGAACCUCCAAAUCUCUCCAUGCCACAGGUGGUGACAAUCCACAUCACUCCAGUGGAUGACCAGCUUCCAGAAGAGGCUCCUGGUGUGUCCCGGCAUUUGGUUGUCAAGGAGACAGAGGUUGCCUAUAUAACUAAGAAGCAUCUACACUUCAUAGAUCCAGAAUCACAUGAUGGGGAGCUAUUCUACACAGUUACCAUGCCUCCAUUUUACUCCUUAAGCCACAGAUAUUUAGAUGCUGGGAAAUUAUUCAUGGUGGACAGCAUACCAAAACUAAUCAAAAAUCCUAGUGCCCUUGGACUGAAGUCAUUCACUCAGCAUGCUGUGAACCAUCUGAAAGUGGCCUACAUGCCUCCUCUGCAGGAUAUAGGCCCUCAUGUAAGACACGUCCAGUUCACAUUUUCCAUCAGUAACCAACAUGGCAGCACUGUGCAUGGGAUCUGCUUUAACAUUACUAUUCUCCCAGUGGACAAUCAAGUUCCUGAGGUAUUCACCAACCUGCUGAGAGUGAUUGAAGGAGGUCAGCGCAUCAUCAGCACAGAGCACAUCCUCGUCUCGGACAUGGACACCGUGCUGGACAAUGUCCACUUCUCCCUGCAGAGACUUCCUCCACAUGGAGGAGUGCAGCUCGACGGCUUUCCUCUCACUCCAGGGGACACUUUUUCGUGGGGAGACCUCUGUACCUUGAAAGUUAGGUAUCAACAUGAUGGAUCUGAGGUGCUGCAGGAUGACAUACUCUUGGAGGUCACAGAUGGCACAAACUCAGUAGAAUUUGUUCUAUACGUUGAGGUAUUCCCUAUAAAUGAUGAGCCACCAGUCCUGAAGGCCGACCUUAUCCCCAUGAUGCACUGCUCCGAGGGUGGAGAGGUGGUCAUUACCUCAGAACAUGUUUUUGCGACUGACGCAGACAGUGAUGAUUUGAAACUAAUGUUUGUGGUUGCUCGAGCGCCUGAGCAAGGGGUGGUGAGCAAAGCUGGAGUCCCUGUGUCUCAGUUCUCUCAAGGCGACAUUAUUUCAGGGACUGUGACAUACAAACACACAGGUGGAGAGAUUGGCCUCCUGCCUUCUUUUGAUACCAUCACAUUGGUGGUUUCCGAUGGAGAUGCUGGCCCUUUUGUGAACGGCUGUUGCUACAACGGACCUAAUCCAUUUGUUCCUCUUCACGAGUCCUUUCUAGUGUAUGAUCUCAAUAUCACAGUGCAUCCAGUGGACAACCAGCCACCCUUGCUUGCAGUCGGUGCCACAUUCUUUGUAGAUGAGGGCUUGUCAGCAGGCCUUACCAUUAACCAUUUGUCUGCCACUGACCCGGAUACUGCAGAAGAUGAUUUAGAAUUUAUUUUGGUUUCUUCACCCCAAUUUGGCUAUCUUGAAAACACGGUCCCUUCUGUGGGUUUUGAAAAAAGCAAUGUGGGCAUAAGCAUAGCUUCGUUUCAGUGGAAACACUUGAAGGCUUUCCACAUUAACUAUGUGCAGUCCAGACAUUUGAGGAUAGAACCCACUGCCGACCAGUUUGUGGUGUAUGUGACAGAUGGAAAGCAACGCUCCUUGGAGAUACCAUUUUCCAUUACAAUCAAUCCCACAAAUGAUGAAGCUCCUGACUUUGUAGUCGAGAAUAUCACUGUGUGUGAAGGUCAGGGAAAAGAGCUGGACUCUUCCAUCAUCCAUGCUGCUGACCUAGAUAUUCCUAAGGAUCCCUUACUGCUCAGUGUCGUACACAAGCCACGUCACGGCCUCCUCAUCAGUGGGAACUUCAGCAAAGAUUUUCCUCUGAAUAAGCAGCCAGCCAGCCCUCACCAGAAGCAUGAACUUGUUCACAACUUUUCACUGGAGCUUCUAAGGACUGGAAUGAGCUUGGUGUAUGUGCACGAUGACUCAGAGAGCCUUGUUGAUGACUUCACCAUCCAAUUGUCAGAUGGGAAACAUAAGAUACUCCAAACGAUUUCAAUAGAGGUCAUCCCAGUGAAUGAUGAGAAACCAACACUGAGCAAGAGAGCUGAAAUUGCAGUGAAUAUGGGUGAAACCCGUAUUAUUUCUAGUGCUAUUCUUUCAGCCAUAGAUGAAGACUCACCCAGGGAGAACAUUUACUAUUUAUUUGAAAAACUCCCCCAGAAUGGGCAACUUCAGCUUAAGAUAGGGAGGGACUGGGUGCCUCUCUACCGUGGCAUGAAAUGCUCUCAGGAGGAAGUGGAUCUGAACCUGCUGAGAUACGCACACACUGGAGCAAUGGAUUCCCAGAAUCAGGACAGCUUCACCUUCUACCUCUGGGAUGGUGACAAUAAGUCCCCUGCAUUUGACUGUCAUAUCAGCAUCAAGGACAUGGAAAAAGGUGAAAUUGUCAUUCUUGCAAAACCACUUGUGUUGGCCAAAGGUGAUCGAGGUUUUUUGACGCCCACCACUCUCUUGGCUGUAGACGGGACACACAAGCCUGAGGAAUUGCUCUAUGUCAUCACCUCCCCGCCACAAUAUGGCCAGGUAGAAUAUGUCCGUUAUCCCGGCAUCCCCAUCACAAGCUUUAGCCAAAUGGACAUAGCUGGAAGGACAGUCUGCUACAUCCAUAGGAGCACGGCCUCUGUCCUCAACGACACAUUCAGAUUCCUCGUCAGCAAUGGGCUGCACACCAAGCACGGGGUGUUUGAGAUCACACUGGAGCCAGUGGACAGAGCCUUGCCUGUGGUGACCAGGAACAAGGGCUUGAGGCUGGUCCAAGGCACGCUGGGCCUGCUUUCCCCUGACUGCCUGCAGCUGAGUGACCCAGACACGCCGGUGGAGAACCUCACCUUCCUCCUGGCCCAGCUCCCGCAACACGGCCAACUCUACCUGUGGGGUACAGCACUGCUGCAGCGCCAUUUCACUCAGCAGGAUGUGGAUGGCGGGGGCGUGACCUAUGAGCACUCUGGAGGGAAUUCCCUGUUGGAUGGCUUUACCUUUGUGGCCACAGAUGGGAAAAACCGUGGCUUUGUUGUGGAUGGGAGAAUGUGCAAAGAACCUGUUCCAUUCAUCAUUCAGGUGGAUCUGGUAGACAGAGCAGCCCCCCGGCUCACACGCUUGCACUCCCCUUCACAAGUGGGGCUCCUGAAGAACGGCUGCUAUGGCAUUUACAUCACUUCCCGCGUCCUGAAGGCAUCAGAUCCCGACACCGAGGAUGAUCAGAUCAUCUUUAAGAUCUUACGAGGCCCACAGCAUGGACACCUGGAGGACACGACAACAGGUGAACUUAUCCAUGAAAGAUUUAGUCAAAGGGACUUAAAUAGUAAGACCAUUCUUUACAUCAUAAGCCCUUCUUUGAUGGAAGUAAAUUCAGACCUUGUGGAAUUUCAAAUCAUGGACCCCAGUGGGAAUUCUGCCACUCCUCAAAUAUUGGAGUUGAAGUGGUCUCAUAUUGAAUGGUCACAGACUGAAUACGAGGUCUGUGAGAAUGUGGGUGUGUUGCCCUUGGAAAUUACCAGAAGAGGAUAUUCCAUCGACUCAGCCUUUGUGAGUGUAAAGGUCAACCAGGUGUCAGCAGCAGUUGGGAAAGAUUUCACCGUGACUCCAUCUAAACUGAUCCAGUUUGACCCAGGAAUGUCAACUAAGAUGUGGAAUAUAGCAAUUACCUAUGACGGAUUAGAGGAAGAUGAUGAGAUCUUUGAAGUCAUUCUGAACUCCCCCGUGAAUGCAGUUCUUGGCACAAAGACAAAAGCUGCAGUGAAAAUUUUGGACUCAAAAGGAGGACAGUGUUAUUCCUCACAUUCUUUCAACCAAAGCAAGCACAAGGCAUGGGAGAAACGCUUCUGGUCCCUGCGGCCCCCAGGAUCGUCAUCUCCCACCACUGCUAGGCCCUUUCAUCUGCAAAGAGGACGCCUUCUAUCUCCCAAGCAGCAAGCCAACACCAAGGGAGGCAGCCUGCGAGGCUUUGAUACCAUACAUCUUCCUCCAAGGAGGCUGAGGGCCCAGAAGAAUGGAAAAACAGUUCGUCCAUCUUCUGUUUAUAGAAAUGGAACAGACAUCAUCUAUCAAUAUCAUGGGAUGGUUUCCUUGAAACUGGAGGAUGACAGUUCCCCAGCUCACCAAAGGAAGACCAAAGAAUCCAACAUUAAUCAGCCACAAAGGACAAUCAAAGUGGCAGAACUGCCUCAGGCAGAUAAGGUCGAAUCCACAACGGAUUCACACUUCCCCAGACAGGAGCUGUUGCCUUCAUUUCUAAAGAACUGCACUCUGGAUUUAAAGGGACUCUUCCAUUUUGAAGAAAGCAUCCAAAAACUCUAUCAGUGCAAUGGGAUUGCCUGGAAAGCCUGGAACCUCCAGACCAAGGUGAUGGAAGACAAAUCCUGCCCCCCUGGAUGGCAUCAUCACUCAGGCUACUGUCACACACUGGUCACAGAGCAGAAAGAGACCUGGAAUGCAGCGACCCAGGCUUGCAGGAAACAGCACUUGGGCAGCCUUGUAACUGUAUUCUCUAGCCAGCACAUGCGAUGGCUCUGGGACUUCAGUGGAAGAAAGCCCUUCUGGAUAGGUUUGAAUAACCAACUGCAUCCUGGCCACUGGGAAUGGGCUGGUGGUGAACCUGUCAUCUUUACCUCCUGGAGGAGAGGCCCCCCUCGGCGUGUUAAGCCUGGAAGGAACUGUGUUUUGGUCCAAAGACCAGGGAAAUGGCAACUAAAGGACUGUAGGAAGGGCAAAGUCCACAGUUAUGUGUGCUCCAGGAAACUGUAACUAGAACUGACUCUACAGGUGCUCAUCUAGGAUUUCUUGCCUAUUUAUUUAUAGGAUUUGUGAAUAUUGCUCAUAAAAAGGAGAUUGUUGUAAAUGGCUGAGAAUAUCCUUGCAAUUUCAUGCAGUAACAAUGGAACACAAGUUAUUCCAUGAAGGUUGAUAAAUGAGAUAUAAUUUUUGCAUUUUGAUAUAUUUCAAAAGAAAUGUCUGCAGUGUUAUGAAGUAUAAGAAUUACUUAUCCUAGAAGAUUCUCAUUGUCAUCCCUCUCUAAAUCUCAGGUGUCACUAAUCACUAAUUCUGUGGUUCUUGAGUAUGACCUUACUGGUUCAUUAAACCAACAUUGACCAGCUAAGGUUGGUUUGUCUCUUUGUUGUCCUUUAAAUGUGAAACCUGAGAUUAGAUCUUAUGUGGAUGCAAAGACAAAUUCUUUAUGGUAGAAAGGAAAUCUUGAUGGGCCAGAUUUGCAGGUGGAGAUGCAUGUUCCAAGCUCUAGUGCAGCUGAAAAUUCAGGGGGCUCCCUGUGCUUCAGUGAUGUAGGCAUCACUGCUCAUGGAAGAGAUCUUCUUUUCCAAUAUGGGUGUGACUUUCAACCAUUCCAAAACUGAAGAUUGGGUUUCUCCAAACAUAGAGUCAUGAGAAACUUGCAGUACCUGGAUCUCUUUGUCUGUGUUUAUUGUCCCCAUUCCUCAAGGUUGUUUGGAAUAAAGAAUAGCUAAUGACAACCAACACAUGGAAGAAAAAUAGUGCUUCCUCAGAAGUAUCCCCAUGAACAUUGCUGAUGAAUAAAGAAAAAUUCAAAUACUGAAAACAGAGCCCUUAAAACCUAUGUUGUCAAAAAGGAGUUUGCUGCCAUUUUAAGCCUUGAAAUCUUUAAUAUUUGCAAAAAUACCAUAUUAAGUAGAUUCUCUGUUGGAAGGCUGACUUAUCAAUUUAUAAUCUCAGCUGAGUGAAACAUUUGUCUUUAGCAGUGAUGUACAUUGUAGCUUUCUCAGAACUCCCUGCUGAAAUCAAGGUAGCAUUACAGGAGCUUAUAGCUUUAUUUUUUGAAGUGUUUUUCAGCAUGUUCCUCUUUUCAUAAUCACUGAAACUAUGACUGUGCCUGGUCUGGCAUGCUGUAUGAGUACCAGUGUAACUUCAGAAUUAGAAUGAGGUGUUUCUUUUUUUAAUGAUUUAUCCUUCUUGAAAAGGCAGAUUACUAAGAGGAGGAG
Ochotona princeps (American pika) is the source of this 8096-nucleotide messenger RNA. RefSeq names its product FRAS1 related extracellular matrix 1 (gene FREM1). Gene Ontology annotation, biological process: cell communication. Lineage: Eukaryota; Metazoa; Chordata; Mammalia; Lagomorpha; Ochotonidae. The record is from RefSeq and is a predicted model, not a curated record. The transcript has 37 exons. Gene Ontology annotation, cellular component: membrane. The coding region runs from base 346 to 6888 and encodes 2180 amino acids.